AGAUCAAGGCGAUUCAGUUUUCCGCGGGCAGUGCAAAUUUCGUGGGCUCAUACAUAGAUAAAAGCUGCUCGUUGCCCGACAACGUAGAAAUGGGAAUCGGAAUCGGCCCUCGAACCAGACAUUGCUAACGCUAUCUAUCCCCGAGCAGCGGACGCCGACGCCGACGUCGUCCGGCGGAAUGGUAUUUAAGUGGCAAAUGAUUCGGUAUGACAAAUCAGAAGUGAAAUAACUCAGCAACAGCGAGCAACAGGCUGCUAAGCGUGAGACAACCAAGAAAUAGCACAAGGUAAGAGAAAAGGGAAACUCAAUUCGAACUCCCCAAUCCACCGAAGAAAUGGCCACCGCAUCAGCCCAUCUGCCCAUCCAGAAGCGCCAAGCCCACGAGCACAAUGGCGAGCCCAGCUGCCGGGGUCUGGACGAGAUGAACCGCAUGUUCCGCAACUACUGGGACCCGACCGCCUACUGGGUGUGCGAGAAGCAGGGCACGCCCGCCCGUCUCCAGCGCUGUCCCAAGUCGCAGCUGUACUCCGAGGAACUGGGCCGCUGCGUCCACUACGCCGACUGGGCCUGGACGGACCCCAAGGAGCCGUCCAGCCGGGCCAAGCUCAGCCAAUCGGUGUCCACCAACUAGUCCAAUGCUAGCCCAAUGGCUAGUCCUAAUUUAAUGCUACUCUAAGACAACCAAAACCUCAUUACGCUUAGGUCUAUGUUUACAAAAUACCUUUAUUUUUAAUGAAAAUAAGAAAAAAUCAGUACAAAAUCAAAA
Messenger RNA from Drosophila biarmipes, 766 nucleotides. RefSeq lists its product as uncharacterized. Bases 335 to 631 code for a protein of 98 amino acids. Lineage: Eukaryota; Metazoa; Arthropoda; Insecta; Diptera; Drosophilidae. Gene Ontology annotation, molecular function: chitin binding. The transcript is spliced from 2 exons. The record is from RefSeq and is a predicted model, not a curated record.